GUUGGGCUAAAUCCUACUAGAGAAGAGCAUAAAGAAGAUAUCUGAUCAACCCGACCCAUUAUAACCUCUUUGUUGGCCGCGUAAUAUGUUCGCACGCGGCCAUCAGACAAAGAACAUACAUAUACAUUUACAAGAUUCAAAGCCCUUAGCUUUGAUAAUCUCUAGUUAUUAAAGAGGUAACAAAAUCAAAAAGAAGAACCCGAAUUUUCAAUUACAAGCCACCUCUUCAUAACAUAUAUUAGCUUCCAGUCAUUCUGCUUAUAUAUAUACGCAAUAAGUGAAACCAAAAAAAAUGGUGAGAAGAAGAGAAGGCCUUACAUUGCCAAUCUUGACAUCGAAGCUUCCCGAAGUCAAUACAACAACAAAGACAACACCAACGGCCUCACAUAAACCAAAACAACGGUUAUCAAAACAACUUUCUAUGUGUGAAACUCCACGAGACGUUGCUUGGGAAAGAAGAAGACGUCAGAUGAUAAUAAUUCAAGAAAAAAAGCUACUUCAUAAAGGCGUUUCAGACAAUCUUAGUGUACAAAUGAAGCUAACAGAUGAGGACUUAAACGAGCUUAAAGGAUCGAUUGAGCUAGGUUUCGGUUUCAAUGAAGAAGCAGGACAAAAACUAUGCAAUACGUUACCAGCUCUCGAUCUUUACUUUGCAGUGAACCGUCAGGUCUCACCUCUCCCUUCACCUAGCAGCAGCCGUAGCAGUAGCGCAUCUGCAUCAACUUUCUCUAACAGUAUACCUUGUAGUCCCAAAAAAUCUGAUUCAGAUUCAAUAAAGAUCUUACGUCCAGGGGAUGAUCCUCAACAAAUGAAGCAAAGAUUGAGACACUGGGCACAAGCGGUUGCAUGCUCGGUUAUGCAGUCUUAUUGAAAAGUGUAUAUGUGAUUGUUAGCUUCAAUCAUUCAUAUUUUCUUUUGAGAGAUAGGCAACAGAUCCUUUAUAAUUAGGAUCCUCAAGAUAGAAAAUUUGAGAAAAAAAAAAAAGAAAAAGAAGAAGAUUAUGGCUUUGUAUAUACAUACUGUGCAAAGGAACAUAAGAAGAAAAGGAAAACCUCUUGUUCAUGAGUUGUAUAAAAAAAUUACAACAUGAUCUUGCAAUUGGAUAAAUAAAAUGAACUAUUUUAGAUA
This is a messenger RNA of Capsella rubella, 1128 nucleotides long. RefSeq lists its product as uncharacterized. The transcript is spliced from 2 exons. Lineage: Eukaryota; Viridiplantae; Streptophyta; Magnoliopsida; Brassicales; Brassicaceae. The record is from RefSeq and is a predicted model, not a curated record. Bases 293 to 871 code for a protein of 192 amino acids.